GUUUGCCAGCAGCAAGGAUGGCGGCCCUAGGGGUGUUUGGGGAGGGAGAGUAGGGUUGCCCUGCGGCAAAGGAAGGCCUCCAGGAACCGUAUCAAGUCCUGGAGCCGAAAGGAGGGCGGGAUCUGUGGGAGGCAAUUAGGAAGAAAACCUCUUGGAAAUUAGUGUUGGCAAGGGGUGACAUUGCCACUGAGUUAAGAUUAUACGAUCCAUUAUUAGAUAAUCAAAAUACCUGAAAGAUGUGGGAACCUAAGGAAAAGAUCUGGAUACUGGACUGAGCUGAAUUCUUCUUUACAUUAGUCAGGAUGAGAUGACUGCAAAUUUGGGUCUGACCACAACAAAGGCCCUGACUGUGCUGAGAGACCAGCUUUUGACAUUACUAGAAGGGCAUCAGAAGGAAAGGAAGAAGGUUAUUUCAUGGAAGGACGUGUGGAAGACCAGUUUUUUGUACCACGGCAACCGUUGUUCCUGUUUCCAUUGGCCAGGGGCAUCAUUAAUGCUGUUGACAGUAUUGCUACUAUUAUGCUGUUAUGGGAGCCAGCCACAAGGAAGCGAAGGUUCUGAAAUUGUAAAUGCCUUGGCAUUGUUCCUUUUGGUCCUGCUGGAUAUCUUAUUGAUUGGACGGCAAGAGGGCUUGAAGAGUCGGGAAGUUGAGAGGCGGCUCCGGAACAUUAUCAACAAAAUAAAUGAUGUCUUACAAGAUGGCAAAGAGCAGAUCUGGGUAAAUGCCAUGUACCCUGACCUUCACAUGCCUUUUGCCCCAUCGUGGUCCCUCCAUUGGGUCUACAGGGAUGGUCAUCUUGUCAAUCUCCCAGUUAGCCUCUUAGUAGAGGGCGAUGUUGUUGCUCUGAGGCCAGGGCAGGAAUCCUUCACUUCUCUCAGAGGGAUUAAGGAUGAUGAGCACAUUGUCCUGGAGUCAGGGGAUCUGUUUCCUCCCUUUUCUCCUCCCCCUUCACCCAGUGGAGAGAUGAAGAAGGGACCCCAGAAUCCACAGCUAUAUCGACUGUUUCGUGUCACAAAAACGCCAGUGAUUGACAAUGUCAGGUUAUGUUUGGAAAUGGCCUUGUCACGGCCUGUGACAGCUCUAGAUAAUGAAAGGUUCACAGUACAGUCAGUGAUGCUCAAGUUUGCUGUCCCUGUUGUCCUGAUUGGCUUUCUCAUUACCAAUGCCAUGCGCUUUGUUUUCAUGGCUCCUGGAGUAAUCCCUUGGCAGUACACCUUUUUUCAGUUGCAGGUCAAUGGUGUAUUGCCCAUCCUCCCACUGCUGUUUCCUGUCCUGUGGAUUCUCGCUACUGCCUUUGGUGAAGCCAGAGUUCUGGCACAGAUGAGCAAGGCCUCACCCACUUCCCUGCUGGCUAAGUUUUCAGAGGACACACUCAGCAGCUACACAGAGAUGGUAUCUUCCCAGGAAAUGAUCCGAUGUAUCUGGAGCCACUUCUUACGUGUUCUGAAGGGAAAGUCUCCAACACUUACCUUUACCUCUAGCUUACUUCACAGCCUGGGAUCUGUCACAGUGCUUUGCUGUGUGGAUAAGCAAGGAAUUCUGUCCUGGCCUAAUCCCAGUCCAGAGACGGUUUUGUUCUUUAGUGGCAAGGUGGAACCGCCUCAUAGCAGCCAUGAAGACCUGACGGAUGAACUCUCCACACGUUCCUUCUGCCACCCAGAAAUGGAUGAAGAGCCCCAUGAAAGGGAUGCUCUUCUGUCUGGGCCUUUGUCAGAUGUAGUUCACAUCACCAACGAGCAAGACAUGGCUGAGUGGUCCACCAGCAACACCCCCAAAUCUUCUGAUACUCACAUUCACAAGAAACCAAGUGGCCGCAGUAAGCACCACUCAGGAUCCAAUGUCAGCUUCAGCAAGGACAUUGAGGGAGGAGAAGAGGAGCCAGUGAAGGCUGAGGGUGACUGCGAAGGACUGGCUUGUGAAGCUGAAGACUUUGUGUGCGAUUAUCACUUGGAGAUGCUGAGUUUGUCACAGGACCAGCAGAAUCCUUCCUGCAUCCAGUUUGACGAUUCCAACUGGCAGAUGCAUCUAACCUCCUUGAAGCCCCUGGGCUUGAAUGUGUUGCUCAAUCUGUGCAAUGCCAGUGUGACAGAGCGAUUGUGCCGCUUCUCUGACCAUCUCUGCAACAUCGCCCUGCAGGAGACACACAAUGCUGUGUUGCCGGUACAUGUGCCAUGGGGACUUUGUGAGCUUGCCAGGCUUAUAGGUUUUACACCUGGUGCCAAAGAGCUUUUCAAGCAGGAGAACUAUCUGGCCCUUUACCGUCUGCCAUCAGAUGAGAUGGUGAAAGAAGUGAUGGUUGGAAAACUCUCCUUCAUCACCAAGAGAAGACCACCUUUGAGCCACAUGAUCAGCCUUUUUGUUAAAGACACCACUACCAGCACUGAGCAGAUGCUUUCUCAUGGGACUGCGGACAUCAUCCUUGAGGCCUGCACAGACUUCUGGGAUGGCUCUGAUAUUUAUCCUCUGUCUGGGUCUGACAGGAAGAAAGUGUUGGAUUUCUAUCAACGUGCCUGUCUUUCGGGGUAUUGCUCUGCCUUCUCUUACAAGCCCAUGCACUGUGCCUUAUCCUCCCAGCUCAAUGGCAAGUGCAUAGAACUGGUGCAAGUCCCUGGACAGAAUGCCAUCUUCACCUCCUGUGAUCUCCCUGGGACUACACCCAUCAAGCUGAAUAGCCGGCGGAACAGCUGGAGCUCAGAUGAAGGGAUCGGGGAAGUGAUGGAGAAGGAGGAUUGUAUCCAGGCUCUGAGUGGCCAGAUCUUCAUGGGAAUGGUCUCAUCUCAGUAUCAGGCCCGAUCAGAUGUUGUUCGUCUGAUUGAGGGACUCGUCAAUGCCUGCAUUCGUUUUGUUUACUUCUCCCUGGAAGAUGAGCUCAAGAGUAAGGUAUUUGCUGAGAAGAUGGGUCUUGAGACUGGUUGGAAUUGCCACAUAUCCUUAACACCCAAUGGAGAUGUUCCAGGGUCUGACAUCCCGCCUUCCAGCCCCAGUCAUGCAGGCUCCUUACGAGAUGACCUGAAUCAGGUCUCUCGAGAUGAUGCAGAAGGUCUUCUGCUGAUGGAGGAAGAAGGACACUCAGACCUGAUUAGCUUUCAGCCAACAGACAGCGACAUUCCCAGCUUUCUAGAGGAUUGUAAUAGGGCCAAACUUCCACGGGGAAUCCACCAGGUGAGGCCCCACUUACAAAACAUCGACAACGUGCCUUUGCUCGUUCCUCUGUUUACAGAUUGCACCCCAGAAACCAUGUGUGAGAUGAUCAAGAUCAUGCAGGAGUAUGGGGAGGUCACUUGCUGCCUGGGCAGCUCUGCCAACCUGCGGAACAACUGCCUUUUCCUCCAGAGUGACAUCAGCAUAGCCCUGGAUCCUCUUUAUCCUUCCCGAUGCUCUUGGGAGACAUUUGGUUAUGCCACCAGCACUAACAUGACCCGUAUCUCUGAUGAGCUCACACCUCUUCAGUUGUCUGGCCAGCUGAACAGUUUAUCCUGCUCCCUGUCUAUUUAUCCUGAAGAGACUAUUGGAAUCAUCAGGCUUAUAGAACAGGCUCGGCAUGCAACAUAUGGCAUUCGCAAGUGCUUCCUCUUCCUGCUACAGUGUCAGCUGACUCUGGUCAUCAUCCAGUUCCUCUCUUGCCUGGUGCAGCUGCCUCCCAUUCUCAGUACUACAGACAUCUUGUGGCUUUCCUGCUUCUGCUACCCAUUGCUAAGUGUUUCCCUCUUAGGCAAACCCCCCCAUAGCUCCAUCAUGUCUAUGGCCACUGGGAAAAAUUUGACCUCCAUUCCAAAAAAGACUCAGCACUACUUCCUGUUCUGCUUCCUGCUGAAGUUCAGCCUCACCAUCUGUUCCUGCCUGGCUUGCUUUGGAUACAUGCUGCAAGAUUACUGUGCAAACUUCAACUCCUCUGCCUUCGCUGUGAAUGCCACCGGCUGCUCUUCCAUCAUGCUACACAGUGGUGCAGAGACCCCUCCUGAUUGGUUUGGAUUAUUUUCCAACAUCCUUCUCCUGGCCCAGAAGUUUACAGCUGGAAUGAUUGUCUUGCACACUGUAUUUAUAUCGGUCACCCAUGUCCAUCGUACCAAACCAUUGUGGAAGAAAAGCCCCUUCACUAACUUCUGGUGGACCCUGACUGUGGUGAUUGUAUUGUUGGGUCAGGUCAUCCAGACCUUCUUGGACUUGAUGCUCUGGGUAAACCUCGAGUCUCCUGUGACCUACCAUAUGGAUGACAUUCCCAUGGCUUCCUGGCUGCUGGGUUUGCUCUCCAUUAUCCUUGUUGUCAUUAUAAAUGAAACAGUCAAACUCCAUGAGAUCAGGGUUCGAGUCCGUUACCAGAAGAGGCAGAAGUUGCAGUUUGAAACCAAGCUGGGCAUGAAUUCUCCAUUCUAAACCCCACCCCUGCAAGGCGCCCUAGGUGGCCUGAAGGCUGCAUGUCCUUUUCUCAAACAAUCGUAUCCCUUUGCUGGGAGAGAGAAACCAGCCUCGCAUGUGGAUCCCUGUGGCAGGAGUGGAUCAAGACAGAUCAGCCCCUGGGGAUGGCUCCAGCAGGAGUCCUGGCAAAGAUGCAAUGCCAUGGUGAUGGCAUUGGUGAUACACAUAUUGCUGUUGCUGCUACUUGGGUUAUUUAUUUUUGUACCUCUUUCCUUGGGAUUCAGCUGAUCAACCUGGUUGCAAGAGUGUGCUGUUAUGCAAAGAAUUCUUGUUGUAACAUUACUUUUCCACCCAGUCCUUCAUAACUUGACCACAUACACGCAUGCAUGCAUGCAUGCAUGCACACACUUUCUUCUUGCCAUGGUGACCUUCUUGUCAGUAUCCUCCCUUUACAUACAAUAUGCCUCUGGGUUCUAGGGGAGCACAGCACUGUUUCCAUGAGGAGGGAAUAAACGCAACCUUCCUUGGUUUUUGCCGCUGCAAAAGGCCUUUGGACCUUUAGGUUGCUGCUCCUGAAUUGAGGCCUGAUGACAUGGCCGUCUUGUGGCUGAUGAACAGGAUUGCAGCAUGCCAAGCAGGAGCGCUUGGAGAUUUGCUCACAGGAGUGCGCAAACAACUCUGUCAGCAGUUACUCUGGUUGAGUUUCUCUAGGAUGUAGCAUAUGUGAUGGGCCAGGCUCUUCAUCACUGUAGUGGGAUAAUUCUUUACGGAAAGGAGAAUAGCACUCAUGUGGUCCCAUCUCAGCUGGGCCACCAGGAGACUCUCCCUUUAUGCCCAAUAUUUAAAAACCAAACCAAACUGUGAUGUUGUCUCUUGAGUUCUCCCUUACCCUCCCUGCUCCCACUCCAACUGAUAGACCUUGUGAGUAAUCUGGGACUGGUAGAAGGUCCCUCACUGAUAUGCAUAUGAAAGGCAACCUGCCCAUGAUGUCUGUGUUCUGACAUUGAUUCAGUGUAUUCUUCAAUGUGAGCGUGCAUUUGCAAGCAACCAUGGCUUGAUUGGGGAAUAGCAUAUGGGGUUGCCCACCUCUCUUACUGCCUCAUGUCCCUAGGCUGGACUUUUAGCAGAAUCUGUCAGUUGCACCUUGGACCUCCCUUCUGUUUGGGACAAAAUCACUGCUUGAUCCCAUUUGGUGAAGUUGGAGGAUACAGUUCCCCUCCCUCCAUGCCACAGUUUGUUCCCUAAAUGCAGAGUCAGUUUGAAGGGGAACUCAUCCAAAACUGAGAGGGAAUCUACAUUUUCCUCAAUACCUCUUUAUUACCUGCCAGUUUUUUGGAGGUUCCUUUGGCAGGAAGGCAUGAAAACCACUACCUCUGCUGACCAUCCUCCUUUAUGUUGCUCACUUCUGCAGUUAUGCCAACAGCACCUACUUUAUAAGCAGGUUUUUUUUUUUUUUUUUGCCCUGAGAUGACAGAGCAUGUGCUGGACAGGCUAAAGUUGUUUUUGAUUAAGUAUUCUGGGAUGAAUUUCAAUAUUCAGGUGUUCCAGGUUGACCUACUGGCAUUUCUAAGGGUGUUGCCUGGUUUAGCCUUGCCCAACCCUUAUACUUUCUAGAUGUGUUGGACCUUGUCUCAUCACCACCACCUAGCAGGACCAGUCUAAUUCAUCUGGAGGACUCUAGGCUGGAGAAGACAGCCCAAGACAGCCAUGGUUAUCCUGGGCCAGGGUCUGAAAGGGGUUCAGACCCCGAGCCACCAUAGCCAAGUAGUUAAUAAACUUGCUAAAAACUCUCUUCUUUCAUAAGGGACUAGCGUCAAAUUAACUGACCAUGAUAGAUGAGCUCACCCUGGUUCUGAAUCAAGGCACAUGCCCCAAACGUUGGAAGCUCUACUUUACUCUUCCACAUUGGGGUAAAUGGCAUUUAUCUUUGCUAGAUAAUAAUCCCAAAUGUCAUUGGACUCCUUUCUAGCUGCUGGUGGUGAGGAAGGAGGUCUGGUCCCUGGCAGGGCUAGAGCAUGUUCCUUAAAGAUCUUUACAGAGUAGAUAGGUUGUGACCUAUGUUCCUUAGCCUCUCCCGAGUUUGGCUGGCAAUUUGGACAAUAGCCUGUUUUUAUAUUUUGAAAUAGGUUAUUGUCUAAAGAUAAUUAAAACUCACUCUUCUUCCCUUCUUUUUUGAACUCAGGUCCUCAUAAUGUAUUGCUAAAAUUUUGUUUUCUUUUCACUUCAUGUGAUACAUAUGCAUUGAUGGGCCUUGAAGACCAGUAUGCUCUGGGGAAUAUACUCUAGCCCACUUGUUGGUCAGUAAGCUACUGUCUUUCUCCCGUGCCAGAGUUGUUCUUGGCUUCAGGACUGGCCUGAGCUAGAGAUAUCUUGUUAGCACCCACUAGAUGUCUCAGGUCCCAUGGUAAGUCUGAAGCGUAUGGGAGGGGGGUAAUGCUAUAUUUGGAAGGUGGACUGAUCUGCUGGAAAACAGGCAGUUGUAAUUUUUGUAGCCACAUUUGAGCAAUUUUCCUUGCCUUUCCUAUUUCUAAAACAUUUGGGAGUUCUAGAUGCCUGAAUCCAUUUGCCACAAGAAUGUUCUUAGUAUUGUGACUCACAAAAGACUGAGUUCUGAACGUGAUGCCCUUCCUAGCACUUUCACACAUACCUCCACUCCUAAAUUGUACUCGAGAGUCAAAACAUGAGCAAAUGAGCCUUUUGAAAAGCUGUCUCUUGAAAGGUCUUGUGACUCCACCACCUAUCCUACUCGCCCACCCCUUUCCUUGGCCAGCCAGAGCUUCAGAAGAGUGUGGGCAUGGCUUUAGGAGUGAAUUCAGUCUAUCAAACUGUUUUUAAAUGGUGUAUAUUUUAUAUUUAAAACAUUUUGGGGAUGUAUGUAAAAAUAGAUUUGUAUUAUUAAAACUUGUAAAUUGUAUAAAAAGAAACAAAGAGCACCUAAUAUGAAUGGCAAUAAAUGUCUUUGAUACUU
Messenger RNA from Sceloporus undulatus (fence lizard), 7325 nucleotides. It is a transcript of the gene TMEM94, whose product is annotated as transmembrane protein 94. The record is from RefSeq and is a predicted model, not a curated record. The coding region runs from base 308 to 4375 and encodes 1355 amino acids. The transcript is spliced from 32 exons. NCBI's taxonomy places the organism in Eukaryota, Metazoa, Chordata, Lepidosauria, Squamata, Phrynosomatidae.